AUGGAUUCGGUACAGCUAAACGAGAUCGGGGCUCGUCUCGCAAGCGCCUUCCAUGAUCUGGACAACAUCGAGACAGACAUCGACUUCCCGGGCUCUGGCACAGAUGAAAGUCACAUAUCCAGCACAGGAAGCUCUUUCCACGAGGUCAAUUACCGGCUUCGCACUCUGACCGAGAGUCUGGACACACUGUACAGUAUAGCAACAGAUAUAAGAAAUCCACGCAACCGACCAUCGCGUACAACCGACCAUCUCUACAGCAUUGUCCCCGGGAACGCUCGAUCUGCCUACGUCAGCGAACGUGAAGAAGUCGAAGUCAAUAUUGUCGCCUAUAUCCAGAGGCAGGACAUCCAGACAAGCAUCGCGACAGAGGACACAGAUGCCUUUUGCUCACAUUACGCUUCUCCCACCAACUGGCUAGUUCGCCGGACCGGUAUUGCAAACGCCAGACGGAAACAACAAUUCGUCUACUGGAAAAACCAUGCGAUCCGACUCAGCGCCGCUGUGAGCAAGCCUGGGCACGUGAAACCAGUGGAUCCCAAACGCGGCCAGGUUGCAGAAACAAGUGUGCCGCUCACCACGCCGAAUGCUCCAGGUCCUAUGGUUCUGUCUCUUGCUGCCUCAGCAAUCAAGCUUUCUGCCGGCAACUUGCUGAAGCCCGAUGACCUGAAAUCCGUCAUCUCCCAUUACUCCCGUGUUUCCACUACCGUUGAUCUCUCAGGCAAGAGACUAUGCUGGCCUACACCACCUCAGCCGAUCAUGCAUAGUACUUGCAAGUGGACUCCUGGAGAUUGCACCUCAUUCAUGACCUGCAGCCGUACCACUGCACCUACGAACACUGUCAGGACCCUAAUCGGCUUAUGGCAUUGCCAGGAUGUUGAGAGCGAGUUCGAAACGCAGCCUGACUUUGUUCAACAUCUCAAGAGUGUGCACCCCGAGAAACCACCCGAACAGCUAUCCGAUGAGCUUUUAGGCGCUGCAGUUGGUCCUUCGAAUUUGCCACAUCGAGAUUGUCCAUUCUGCCCGAUUGCCUUUCCAGAUAUCACUGAAAUGCAAAAGCACGUACUCUUUCAUCUGGAGCGACUUGCACUGCUGGCGAUGCCUGUAGCCCAAGGAGACGUUGAUGAUGGUGACAUAUCCGUGCAUUCGGCGGACAACCACAAUGCUCAGAUGCGUGGGCGCCAGGCAUCAGUGUUGGAGGACUUUUACUUUUUGAAAAUGGAGAUAGAGACCCCAUACCAGGUAUACAGGAACGGGUACAGUACAAAUAAGACGUUUUACGAUUCCCUGUCCAUCGGACGGUGGACCUACAACCCGGGGCGUACGUAUGACCGCACCUGUAUGGUCUACUACUCCAUUCUCGAUCCAGAAUCAGCUGUCACAUAUUACAUCGGCACCGGUUGCGAUGAGUACAAGAUUGUGUGCGACUUCGAAAAUAUUAUGGAACUUCGGCUACAAAAUAACCAAAAAGAGAUUGUGCUCCAGUUGAACCAACCGACGAGAUUCUACAGAGCCCUGGAUCGAGGUGGUACGGAGUUUCGCCAAUGCAACGACUUCACCGAGGACCAACAAGCAACUAUGCACCUGACGCACAUUCUCCGAUGUCGUGAUUAUGAUGGUUCCAGUUUUAUCGAGGAAUAUACGCUCCUGGAGGAAUGGAUAUGCCGUACGCGUCUUCAACGACCGUCAGACUCACCUCUACUCUUAGGGCUCGAUGUACUUUCGAUUGCGGAUGAAGCAAGCACUGAUCAAGGGAACCUGGCGAUUCAGCGAUGGCUGUCUGUUCUGCCAGAAGACAGCGACGAUCCCUAUCUUACUCCCUCUUCAGAUGAUCGCAUGACUAGCUUGCCCAGGGAAUGGUGGUAUUCAUUCCCAAGCCACAUGUGA
This is a messenger RNA of Anthostomella pinea, 1884 nucleotides long. Lineage: Eukaryota; Fungi; Ascomycota; Sordariomycetes; Xylariales; Xylariaceae. The record is from the annotation of a GenBank genome assembly.